AUGUUCCGCUCAUCCCGUCUUCGAGUCCACACGUGCAAGAUCGUGCUGGUGACGUCCCUGGUGUGGUUCGUGCUGGACGUGGGGGUCAUCAUGUACUACAGCGACUGCCCGACGGGCAACGGCUGGGGCUGCAGCAGGAGCGAGGCCGGCGGCGGCUCGGCGCGGGAAGGCCGGGCCGACCACCACAAGGGCCGCGCCAUCAGGAACCACCAGAGUGAACACGAGGACCUGGAUCUAUCGGGCUGGCAUCUGGACUACCCGCCUGGGCAGUUGAAGCGCUGGGAGCCGCGCCCCACCGUGCAGGAACACCCAGGGCAGCCGGGUGAGAUGGGCAAGCCGGUGAGGACCGCGCCGGGGCAGGAGGCGCUCAUGAAGGAGAAGUUUAAGCUCAACCAGUUCAACCUCCUCGCGUCCGACUCGAUCAGUCUCAACCGCUCCCUUCCCGACGUGCGCCUCGAGGGGUGCAAGACCAAGAGGUACCCGCCCCUCAUGCCCACCACCUCCAUCGUGAUCGUCUUCCACAACGAGGCGUGGUCCACCCUCCUGCGUACCGUCUGGUCCAUCAUCCAGCGAUCCCCGCGGGCCCUGCUGCAGGAGAUCUUGCUCGUCGACGACGCUUCUGAACGAGAUUACCUCGGCGAGGAGCUGGAGCAGCACGUGAAGACCCUGCCGGUGCCCGUUCGCGUGCUCAGGACGGGCGAGCGCUCAGGGCUGAUCCGCGCCCGCCUGCUGGGGGCGCGGGAGGUGACUGGGCAAGUGAUCACCUUCCUGGACGCCCACGUGGAGUGCACGGAGGGUUGGCUGGAGCCCCUGCUGGCACGCAUCGCCGAGGACAGGGCCCGCGUCGUGUGCCCCAUCAUCGACGUCAUCUCUGACGAGACCUUCGAGUACGUCACGGCCUCCGACAUGACCUGGGGCGGCUUCAACUGGAAACUCAACUUCAGAUGGUACCGGGUUCCUCAGCGUGAGAUGGAGAGGCGCGGGGGAGACAGGACCCAGCCUCUCAGGACGCCCACCAUGGCAGGCGGCCUCUUCGCCAUUGACAAGGAGUAUUUUGAGAAGAUUGGUCGCUAUGAUGAAGGGAUGGACAUAUGGGGAGGAGAGAACCUAGAAAUGUCCUUCAGGAUCUGGCAGUGUGGAGGCACGCUAGAGAUCAUCCCCUGCUCCCACGUGGGCCAUGUGUUCCGUGACAAGUCCCCGUACUCAUUCCCGGGGGGCGUGGUCAACGUGGUCAUGAAGAACUCUGCCCGUGUGGCUGAGGUCUGGAUGGACGAGUGGAGAGACUUUUUCUUUGAAAUGAACCCAGGUGCGCGGAGUGUUGACUAUGGAGACGUGAGUGGCCGAAGGAAACUCAGGAAGGACCUAAAUUGCAAGAGUUUCCGAUGGUUCCUGGAGAACAUCUACCCAGAGUCCCAGAUGCCUCUUGAUUACUUCUAUUUGGGAGAGAUCCGCAACGCAGAGACACAGAGCUGCCUCGACACACUCGGCCGCAAGAGUGGGGAGAACCUGGGCACUAGCUACUGCCAUGGUCUGGGAGGCAAUCAGGUAUUUGCUUACACUAAAAGGCAGCAGAUCAUGUCUGAUGAUAAUUGCCUGGAUGCGUCCAAUCCCAGUGGACCAGUGAAGCUUGUGCGGUGCCACGGGAUGGGCGGCAACCAAAUGUGGACUUACAAUCAACAGGAUGGGUCAGUAAAGCACGUCAACUCUGGGCGGUGUCUACAGAAGCCAGAUGCCCGGGAUGUGACCCUCCCGGUGCUCAAGCCCUGCGACGGCACCGCAGCACAGCAGUGGGUCAUGAAUGGCUCCUUCAAGUGGCAGGCGAAUUAA
Molecule: messenger RNA, 1827 nt
Organism: Eriocheir sinensis (Chinese mitten crab)
Lineage: Eukaryota; Metazoa; Arthropoda; Malacostraca; Decapoda; Varunidae
Gene: Pgant5
Product: polypeptide N-acetylgalactosaminyltransferase 5-like
Exons: 11
Coding region: 1-1827 (608 amino acids)
Cellular component (GO): Golgi apparatus
Source: RefSeq, a predicted model, not a curated record